AUGCCUCAACAUACUCUCCUUCGACCUAAACUAAUAAUUCCAAUAUCUAUCAUCCUCCUCAUCAUUAUAAUCCCUUCCUUAUUCCCUCUCCCAGGUCCAAAAUUAUCUUCCUUACCAUUCUACCCUUCUGUAGAUGUAGAUCCUGCCGACCCUUCAAAUCCAUACGAUUCAAACGAUCCAUCUUCAAAUUCUUGGUCACCGUGGAAUAAGAUAAAUUGGUGGGGAUCCAAAGGUUCUUACGACGAUCUUGAAGGAGAAGGUUAUGCGACUACACCUGAUCAUUUCGACCCACAUUUUCCAGAUGUAGAUAGAGGUAACAAGAAUCAUAAUGAAGUGAAUUUAAGGAAUUUAAGAGAAUUACAUGUUUGUAUGGCUUUGGGAAAUUGUGGGAGGAAUCAAAAGAAAGUCGUUUUGUUAGCUGGUUAUUGGUUUAAAGAAAGUUAUAUACUUGGAUGGAGAGGAGGUGAAGGUGUUUGGGCAAUGUCAAUGACCGAGACGGUGGAACAAUACCGAAUGUUACCUAAUAUGGUCAAAGUUAUCAUUUCACCGAAUCUUCACGUUUGUAUCAAAGAUGAAAAUUGUGUGAAAUCGGAAAAGAACCCUACUGGUAUACCUAGAUGGAAAUGUUGUGUAUGUCCGUCUCCCCCAUCACCCACAUCAACUAAUACCAGAUUCGACAUGUCUUUCUUCCCUGAAGGUUGGCACGGCGAGGAAGACCUAGGUUGGGAAUGGGUUUUACACGCCGAUCGAUGGGGUCCUCAAGAUCCAAGGGAGGAGACUUCGCAUUAUAUCGGAUACUCUCUAGAAGACCAAUGUCUACAUCUUGACGUCAUUCCCGAAGAAGAUCGACCCAUGUCCGCUUGGUUUUAUGCUAAACAGGCUACUUACGCUUACAACAAAUUCCCCUUGUUCGCGUGGAACAGAAGUUAUUUCGAAAUGGCCGAAAAAGAUCUGGCAGAGUACGGUCUUGGUUUCAAAGGGGCUUAUGAAGUGAACGAGUACUAUUUCCCUGACUCGAUCGUCGGUGGUCCUUUGGAACCUAUACCCGGUGUUGAGAACCUAGGCAAGAUAGGUCCUGAAGAAUUCGCUUUACAAAUGCGUACCACUCGGAUAUUAGUAGGAAUAGGACAACCUCGAUUAGCACCUACACCUUAUCUCGCUCUUUGUUUUGCAACCCCUUUCUUAAACGUUAUUAAAACGUGGGACGCUAGAGAUCCUGAUAACCGACAUAAAUGGGAUGCUCAGCAGAACAAUUUGAAAUGGAUGGAUCCACCAUACGUAUACAACGUUCAUGCUGGUAAUUAUACCGGUUUCGUCGAAGCUAUCCGAACUGCUAUUUCACAACCGACACCACCACGUUACGUAGAUCCACUCAUGACUGAAAAAGGGAUGAGAGAUAGGAUGCGUUCUUUGAUCGAUAGAGAUUGGAAGAUUCAUGCUGAGGAGAUACGUGUUGAGAGGGAGGCUAACGGGCAUGUUUAUAAAUGGUCCAUGUAG
Messenger RNA from Tremella mesenterica DSM 1558, 1497 nucleotides. RefSeq lists its product as uncharacterized. The transcript is spliced from 11 exons. Lineage: Eukaryota; Fungi; Basidiomycota; Tremellomycetes; Tremellales; Tremellaceae. The coding region runs from base 1 to 1497 and encodes 498 amino acids. The record is from RefSeq and is a predicted model, not a curated record.